AUGUUCCAGCCUACAGAUGUGUUUUGUUUAGACUACAGCAUCUUUUUAAAGAAUUACUCACCAACAUUUGAAAUGAUAAAAUGUUUACAUAACAAAUCUGGAUCAGAAGAUCUGCCCAUGCUGGGACUUGCAUGCUCAUCAAAAAACAGCCAGCUGGUGUUGAAGCAGAGCUCCUCUGUAGAGGGGGCACCCGGUUCACCCAUUGACUGCAGGCCACACCUCUCCCUAUCGCCUCCCCACACAGAGGCUGAGGGUCUGUUCCGGUGGGUGAGUGCCCUUCAGGGUUGCUUCUCUCGUAAUGAAAUGGAAAGUUCAGGACCCACACCUCAAGUGACAUAA
Rangifer tarandus platyrhynchus (Svalbard reindeer) is the source of this 339-nucleotide messenger RNA. Lineage: Eukaryota; Metazoa; Chordata; Mammalia; Artiodactyla; Cervidae. The record is from the annotation of a GenBank genome assembly.